Messenger RNA from Schistosoma mattheei, 1020 nucleotides. The record is from the annotation of a GenBank genome assembly. Lineage: Eukaryota; Metazoa; Platyhelminthes; Trematoda; Strigeidida; Schistosomatidae.
AUCACAUAAUAACUUACAUUUUUGUUAAUCUACGCCAUUGUUAUUCAAGGUAUAGAAGACGACCCUGAAGCUAUAUAAACUUCAUAAGUUCUUUCCGUGCAACCUUUCGAAUAUGGCAUCUUUAAGCUGCGGUUAUAAGUGUCUGCAGAUUCUUUUAGUGAUAUUUAAUAUCCUUGUUUUUGCAUGUGGAAUUGCUUUGAUAGUGAUUGGGAGUCUCUCUCAAGUCGCUAUUAAUAACUACUCUUCUGGGAUCGAUUCAAGCAUUAAAGGUCUCGUAAUCUUCGUGAUAGUACUCGGAUGCUUCCUAUUUUUGCUUGGAUUUCUCGGAUUUUGUGGGGCAUGUACAAAAAAUACUUGUUGUCUAAUCUUGUACGCAAUUCUUCUGUCAAUCAUGGUUGCGGCUGAAAUAGCGGCAGGAAUAACGGCUGCUGUGCUGAGAGACGAAGUAAAAUCUCAGUUCCUAUCUUUGGUUAAAAGCUCCGUCAAUGAAUAUAGCAAGAAUCCGGACUUUAAGGAUUUCUUAGACAAGAUACAACAAGAGUUUCAAUGUUGCGGCUCUGAAUCGUCAAGUGACUACACAUCAUCUGGACAAACCGUCCCUGACUCAUGUAAAGAUACAAAAACUAAGGCUAUAUACUCAGAUGGUUGUUCAUACAAAGUAAUCUCCUUCUUUGAAAAGUAUAUUGUCGCCGUUUUAGUAGCGGCAUUUGUGUUCGCUAUCCUUCAAUUAUUGUGUAUUGUUUUCGCUAUCUGUGUUAUACGAGCUAUCAAAUCUGGCGAUUCUGACUGAGAUUAAAAUUAUUGAAGGUUUAAACACUAAAUUUGAUUUUCCAAAAGCCUUUAAACUUAUAUAAUUAAAUCUCUUUCUCUUCAUAUUUUUAUUUUAUUGUCAUUUAUUAAACAAAUAAUGGAAUCUUUUAUUAUGUUCAAAAAACAUUAAAAAAGAACAUGAAUAACCAAAGGUUACUGGACUUAAUAUUGUAAUAUCAACAGAAAAUAUAAAAUCUAAGUAAUGUUUUC